CACACAACACAAUUAGAAGCGCUACUGUUGUCUUUGCACUGAGAAAGUUCUACGUGCUCGUCUAUGGGCUGAAUUAGUGAUCUAUACAGAUUACCAGCCAUUGACGACACUUCUUACAAGAACUAACGUCUCAAGCCGAAUUUUGCGCUGGGCGUUAGAAGCGCGGAAAUACAACGUCAAGAUAAUAUACUUCAAAGGAGCAGCCAAUAGAGUAGCUGAUGCUCUGAGUCCUGGUCCUGUUGACGAGAACUCCCUCACACUAAGCGCAGAUAAUAUCGUUGCGGCCGUAGCCGAAGAACCGAACUGGUUCAAGGAAUUACGCAACAAUGUAAUUUACAAAAACGUCAUCGAGAUCUUGGAACAGAGCAGAAUGGCGGAAGACGUGGUCUUCCCAAAUCGAGUUCGCAAAUUCAUGGUAGCAGAUUUCUCCAUGCACGAUGAGUAUCUUAACUUUAUUGACAACGGCGAUUUUCGCAAGGUAAUACCUCAGGCUCAUAGGAAAAGCGUGUUUCUGAAUGCACAUGCACCAUUACUAGCAGAACCUUUUUUUCGCGAAAAGUGUUGA
Messenger RNA from Haemonchus placei, 565 nucleotides. The record is from the annotation of a GenBank genome assembly. Lineage: Eukaryota; Metazoa; Nematoda; Chromadorea; Rhabditida; Trichostrongylidae.